AAGCGGGACGAGCAGAGCCCACAGGAGAGCGAGCAGAGCAGGCACUGCUGUGCAACACAGCUCUCGGAGAGCGUGCACUGCUGUGCACGGCACCCAUUGGAGAGAGCGUGCACCCCUGAGUGUGCACCGCUGGGCACAGCACCCUGCAGUGAGCACACACAGCUGAGCACCUGCCACCACGCACAGCACCCAUUGGAGACCCCAAACACAAAGGAGCAAGUGCCGUCCUGGGACACACAUCAUGGGCAACUGCAUCCCGGUGACCCCCAGCGUCCUGGAGAGCAAAACCUCCCUGGAUCUGCUGGAGAUCAUGGGCAACAUCUCCUACGAUGACAGCAACAUGACCUCUCUGGACUAUGACGCCGCACCCUGCCACAACCAGUACUGUCCCCUUUUCCAGCGCGUGGCCCCUGCCUUCCUCGCUGUCACCUGUGCCGCGGCCACCCUGGGCACUGGGGCGCUGCUGGUGGCACUGGCCAAGCGGCCCCAUGCCUGGGGCUGGCCCCAGAGCCGAGUGCUGGUGGCCCAGCUGGCAGUGGGGACAGGUCUCUUCGCUGCCCUGCUGCCACCAGUGGCAGUGGGCAUCGGACAGGGCUGGCGGCUGGGCACAGGGCUGUGUAAGCUCACCCACCUGCUGUGGCACUGGAGCCUCUUCGUGCAGGGGCUGCUGGUGGGCAGCAGCUCCUGCAGAACCGCCUGGUGCCGCUGGGACCCCCGGAGCCGGUGGCUGGCCGUGGCCAUGUGGGCUGGGGCACUACUGCUAGCGACGCCGGCAGCUCUCACCAGCGGCACGGUGGCGGCCCCAGAGACAAGCUGCAUCCGCCGGAAUGUGGACAUCCUCUCCCCAGUGUACCUGCUGCACCUCACCCUCUGUCUCUGCCUCUUCCUGCUGCUGCCGGCAGUGCUGCUGGUGGCCACGGUGGCCAUGCCGCAGCUAAGGGCAGGCUGGGAGCCAGGCAUCUGCAUGAGCUGGCUCUUCUUUGGGCUCUGGGUGCCUUACGGUGUGGGGCUGGCCAUGGAUUUUCUCCUGCAAGUCCAGCUGCUGCAGCCCACCUGCAGCACCUUCGAGCAUUUUGACUACGUGCUGGGGCUGUGCGAGGGUCUGGGGGUGCUGCACUGCUGCCUGGGGCCCGCAGCACUGCUCGCUGCCAGGCUCUGCCGCCACAGGGCAGGCACGAGCGGCAGCUGCUGAGUUCCUGGCGCUGCAGCCGAGGGCCCCGUGCUGGCCACUGGCACCCAGCACCAUCCCCUCUCCUCACAGUGUCCCCGCCAGCCCUGCAGCUUCUGCCCCACAGGCAAUGCCCUCCUCCCCCCCAGAACCAAGGGGAGGGCAACAUGGCCACCAGGCUUGGUGCCUCCCCUCCCUCUGUCCCCUUCCUUGGUGUCUCAGCCCCACCGUUUGGGGCCAGACACUCUGAUUUGCUCAAUGCAGAUAGCCCUGGGGUGCCUCGAGCAUCUCCCCAAGUCCCCAUAAGGGGUGUCAGCCCCAGGCUCCUGCACGCCUGCAGGGACCCUCAAGGCUCAGCCCCAGCCCCCGCCAGGCUCCACGGGGAGACUUCAGCGGGCAAACAGGGCAGUGGCAAUGUGAAGCAAUAGGAGGAUUUUUCACUCCCUCCUGACAAGCCGAGAUAAGCGUCACAUCCCACAUCAGCCAGUGGGAACUGUAUACAAUAUAUAUGUCUGUUAGAGCCACUCGCCAGGCUUGGUUAAUGGCAGAGGCUGGGAGGUGCAGGGGAGCACAGAGGGGUGACAUGCAUCAUCUCCGGCUAGGCUCCUGCAGGCCAAGGGACGGGAAGAGGGAGGCGUGUGCUCCUUGUGCCUCCAAAUUAGCAGGAAAAGUUCAUAAUGAAGCUCUGCAGUAUAUUAGCAGGAAGCAAGAUAAUUUAUAUCCAGUGCUGGAGGCAUCCAAGCCGCGCUCCUCCGUUCCCAAGAGGGAUGGCUGCGUGCAGUCACAAGGCACACAGGAUGUGAAACGGGUGUGGACAGAGAGCUGGAGGAGGGGUGUGAGCCUGCGGCUGGGACCUGCCUGCCCACAGGGUCUGGGGCCCACCAUGGCAGCGCACAAGGAGCUGCCCUGGCUGAGCUAAGCUCUGUGGGACCUGGGAGCUCAUCCCUGGUAAACUGAGGGACUG
This is a messenger RNA of Grus americana (Whooping crane), 2132 nucleotides long. It is a transcript of the gene ACKR1, whose product is annotated as atypical chemokine receptor 1 (Duffy blood group). The record is from RefSeq and is a predicted model, not a curated record. Gene Ontology annotation, molecular function: chemokine binding. NCBI's taxonomy places the organism in Eukaryota, Metazoa, Chordata, Aves, Gruiformes, Gruidae. Bases 242 to 1192 code for a protein of 316 amino acids. Gene Ontology annotation, cellular component: membrane. Gene Ontology annotation, biological process: chemokine-mediated signaling pathway; inflammatory response. The transcript has 2 exons.